GGGGUGAUGUCAUUGCCCAGCGGGCGGCCGCGGGGGCGCCGCCGUUCAUUGUGCUCCGCCGGUGCCGCCUCCCGCUGCCGCGGCCGGACACGGCGGGGGGGGCCCCGCUCCUGCUCCGGCCCCCAGCACCGGCCCGGGGCCGCCCUGCUCCCGCUGCACCCUGGGGUGCUGCCCUGCGCUCGUCCCCGGACAGCGGUGCCUUGCACCGAGCCCCGCUGCACCCAUCCCGGGGUGGGGGGGGGGCCUGUCCUGGCCCGAGGGUGGCUCAGCACCCAUCGCGGUGUGCUGCACGGGGAAGGGGGGGGCUCAGCACCCAUCCCCGAGCGGGGCUGCCUUGUGCCCAACCCCGCUGCUCCCAUCCCGGGAGCUGCCCUGCGCCCGGCGGGUGGCCAGCACCCAUCCCGGGGGAGCGGGCUGCCUUGCACCCACCCCGGGGAGCUGCGCCGUAACGGGGUUAUCCCAGCACCUAUCUCGGAGGUGUGGGGGCUGCAACGCACCCGGCCCCGCUAUCCCCAUCGUAGGGCCCGCGGCUGGCAGCUUCUCCCGCCGCCGGUGACCGGCUCCUGGCUCCCGCCUCGUUUUAUGGUCGUGGAGAGGGAGGAAAAAUCCCAAACCAGCUGCGUAAAUGAGUAUGGAAGAUUAUGAUUUCCUCUUCAAAAUUGUUUUAAUUGGCAACGCCGGUGUGGGGAAGACCUGCUUAGUCCGUCGCUUCACUCAGGGGCUUUUCCCACCGGGUCAAGGAGCCACGAUUGGGGUUGACUUUAUGAUCAAAACUGUGGAGAUAAACGGUGAAAAAGUAAAGCUGCAGAUCUGGGACACGGCAGGACAGGAGCGAUUCCGGUCCAUCACACAGAGUUACUAUCGCAGCGCUAACGCCUUGAUCCUCACCUACGACAUCACCUGCGAAGAAUCCUUCCGCUGCCUGCCCGAGUGGCUGCGGGAGAUCGAGCAGUACGCCAGCAACAAGGUCAUAACGGUGCUAGUGGGUAAUAAGAUUGAUUUAGCUGAUAAGAGGGAAGUCUCCCAGCAAAGAGCUGCUGAGUUUUCCGAAGCACAGGAUAUGUACUACCUGGAAACCUCAGCAAAAGAGUCGGAUAAUGUGGAAAAACUCUUCCUGGACUUGGCCUGCCGGUUGAUCAGCGAGGCACGACAGAACACCCUUGAGAACAAUGUCUCAUCCCCCUUACCAGGAGAGGGGAAAAGUAUCAGCUACUUGACUUGCUGUAAUUUUAAUUAAGGAGCUGGCAUGUGAUUUCCUGUUCUGCCAUGGGCCAAGAAGAUUUGUUAAUUUCCUUUUUGUGUUUUUUUGCUGGGAUUUAUCUACUUAAAGGGAAUUCCUGCCACUUCCCGAGUCAGGCUGCAGACCUGGAAGCAUGGCAGGCCGGCGGCUCCAGCUGGAUGGCAACAUAGCAGAAUAUAACAUGGUUUAAGUUUCAUCUUUCUUGCAGUCUCUGGAGCAGGUUAGGAACAGAAGAGUUGCACAAGUGCUUCAUGCGAUGCAGAACACGAGCUGUUGCAUUUCCUUCUAUGGGAGGCUGGAGCAGCCUCUCCUGAAGAAGAUACUGAAGAGUUGAAUAUCUCUCUUACAGAACAAUGUGUUUAUUCCUUUUCGAAAUGAAACCAACAAUGAACACUGACCCUGGAACACUGGCAAUGUUUGGAGCUGCCAGCGAGUAAGCUCUUAGGACAUGUACAUAGCGUCUGCCUGGGCGUCUCCAUGGAGGACUCCAGUGUUUGAUAUAGUGUUAUGUCUCUCAUCUACAGGCACUUUCAUGAACAUGGAACUAAAAAAGAAGUUACAUAUAUCAACAUUCUGCACAUGUAAGAAGACAUGGAUACAGCUCAGUUGCUCCCUUUGGUGCUAGCAGUUCACCGAAUAUUCCAUAGACCAAACGUAGUCUUACUACAUUGCUGUCCUCUGAAUGUGUAACUUAGACUGGUUAGGAAAAAAAAAACCACACUAAUAAGCACUGUUCAUAAAAAUAAACAAAUCUUGUUACCUCUUUUUCUAGGCCUGAACAUAGUGGGAAAGGACUGUGCUGCUUUGAUGGCCAAUGCAGGAUGAAAAGACUUUUCCAGAAAUAAAAAUAAACCAGAAAAUUAACCAUUCCUCCUCCAAUUAGUAAAGUCCUAAUGUGGAAAAUUACCUUUGGGAAAGAUUAUUGAUAGAGUUGGGAAAAAGUGCAGCAGAUGUGACCAAAAUCUUGUGUGUGCACAGAUUGUGUGUAAGGGUUCAAAGAGAGCACAGUUUGAAGUGGCUAUCUGCAAUAUGUCCAGCUUAAACAUAAAGCUUGUAGAUACAGUUCUUGUUGAAAGGCAAAUGUACAAUGUGGAGGGGUUUUUAUGCUAAGUGCGAAUAGCAGCGGGUUACAAGCGGUAUCAUUCUGUGUCUGACCCAUCCAGCGCUCACCUUGUGGAACUGCUCUCCAAGAUGCUCUUGAAGGUAUCUUCUUGGCAUCUGGUCCCUCUGCUAGAGUAGCUUUCAGGUUCAGGGCUGUACAGUCAUUGAUGCUUUGUACUCUUCAUCUCAGACUCCAGUGUGUGUAUAACUGUUUAGGCAAUUUCUUUCUACAGACCCCCGAAGUGGAAGCACUCUGGAGUUUGUGAUGUUAUUCCACCUCUGGUGCCAUAUACAAACAAUUCAUUGCAAAUAUACAUGUUAACACUGAAGUGAAAUUGGAAGGUAGCGAAAUGUGCCCAUGCAAAAUGAUAUUUAGAAGUUUGAGUUCAGUUCAGCUAAUCUGCAUAAAGCUCCCCUGGCAAUUACGUGGCUGUGAUUUGGUGUAAUUUAAUCAAUUUAAUAUUAAUUUGGCUUGUACUGAAGAUUAUAACAGAGCUUUUGUAUUGGAAUAAAAAGCUGCCAGUAAAUACUUCUUUAAAAGAAUAACAAUUUAAAAAAGGCAUUUUAAAAUGCUUUUUCACAUUUCCCUGGAAAGACUUUUUGGCUGUAUCAUGUUGUGCCUUUGAUCCGUAAUAGGGAGCUGGCUCUGUGUCAGAGAGAGGGGAUCGGUGUGUCAUAUGGUCAUUUCUAAUAUUUUCUUGCUAUUUUUUAGGUCACUUUCUUUUAUGAUUAGUGGUAAAAACGAAGAUGUAGAAGUUGUGGUACAAAACUUGUUUGUCAUUUAGGUAACACUUAGAAAAGAUCUUUCGUGUGAGAUGCUGGGGGACAUGUCAUCAGCUAUGCCGGCCCAUUCUUUUUCAGUCUCUGCUCAUGGUGUAAUCCGGAGGAUUUAGAAAUGUGUGGGACUUGGUGGUUUCUGCUGUGCUGGACCAUGUGGUACAACCUGUGCUGAAGAGCAAUGUCUGUCUUGAGCAUUCCUUAAACUGCCAAACACAGCUUCAUUUGAGUUUGUGAAGACUUGGAGGCAGUGAUUCUGCACGGGUUGUAGGUAGUUGUUUAGAGCAAGGCUCGAGGCGUUGGAUGUAAGGUAACACUCAAAAAUCAAUACUAUGUGUAUUUAAUUUCUAAAGCUCUUACUCUCCAGAUGCUGGACUUGUCAGCACAUAAUUGACAUCAAAUACGACAGGGCUGUUUGAGUUGAUCAAGGAGGAAGGGGACUGCCCACUAAAACACCUAUGAGUUCCUCAGCUGGAUUUCCAAAAGCAUCAAAGUUGGGCAGGUACUUUUCAUUCCUGCUGAGUACCGCUGUAAAUGCAUCUUAAGGUGUUCCUUGCAUCACUUCUGGUGGUUGAGCUCUAACACAUCAUCAUGACUGAACAAGCUGAACUGAUUAAAUAGCAGAAACUACUAAAUUGAUUUUCUUGGGUGUUCACUUUGAGGUCUCUAGAAGGCUAAGUCUUCUUUUCCAGUACUGUUCCUAAUCUAUAGGUGGCUAUUUUGGAGACUAGCUGCCCACAAGCAACCUCGAACCAUUGGUUCUUUUUACUGCCAGCAAAUAUUCUCCGUGUAAGGACUCCAUCUCCAGACAGUGAUGCACUUUCGCUUCAGAGUGGAGUGCUGCAGCUGUGCUGCUGUUCAAGUGAAGUAUCUGACUUCUACAGAGACAAAUCUGAACUGAUUCCUUUCAAGGCUUGUUCUGUGUAGACUUAAAAAGUCGGAAGGAAACAAUGGUUGUAUGUGCAAUGCUUUAUAAGGUCAUAAGCCAAAACUGUAGUUUGAAACUUGCCUCUUUUCCUGCAGUUAACAACACACUACCUGUUCAAGAAGUGAUAUUUUAUUGUAGGAACUCCUUUGCAGGAGUUAUUUUUGUACACCUUUGACUAUCUCUCUAGUGCAUAUAGCAUACAACCCACUCUCCUUGUAGCACUGAGAGCAUACUUUCUCUUCUACAGUCUGGUCCACUGCUGAUAGCAUCCCAACCAGGAGAAGAGCUUUAUCAACUGCUAACGCCAACUUAGUCCUGUGGCACAAUGAUCAAAGCCUUGAAAAAUAAAAGGAGAUAAAAUAACAAAACUCAAUUACCUGACAAUCAGCUCCCCAACUGUAGCCAACACCUUGCUAGAUGAGUGGGAUUUUGAGACAACUGUCAGUAAGAGCCUUGUGAUGCUUGCUGGGUUGGGUAUCCAAAAGCCAUGCAGAAUUGAUAUAAUGGAGCUAAAUUUGACUGGAAACAUUGUCUACUAUCAAGAGAGCAAAGUACUUCUUUUAAUGUGGUUGCUAGGUUUUGAUGUGUUUUCAGGAUGAUACAGGGUUGUCUUAUUUCUGGGUGAAUAUUAAUUUCUGUAGUAGUCCCAUAAUGAGAUCUUUUUGAGUUCUUUUUGCACAGUGCAUAGCUCCAAGCAGAAGCCAAUAUUGGAUGGUCAACAGAUGUUUGCUUUAUCUAUCAAACCUGUUUGCAGAGAUGAGUAAAAGCAUCUCCUGAGAACUGGAUGGUCUAAACUCUAUUUUCCAGUUCAGCCACUGAUUGAGUCAGGCUGAUCUUAAGUAAACCACCAACUGUUCUGUGUUUCACAUCACUGCAUGGGAAGUACUCACUGGUACUUUGUGUUGGGUGUUUAUACUGCACGUUUGCUGGGGCAAGCCAUGAUUCCCUCUAUUCCUAUUAGAGACCUGGAGGGGGAAAAAAAGCCCUUCAGGUCAAAGAGUUAUGAUGGAAAAAGUGAGAUUCUGAAAUCUAUAAAGAAAGGGACGCUGGGUGCCUCUUCCUACCUCUAACACUGAAGUCCUGGUUUGAUCUACAGGUGAGUUGUUUGAGCAGUCAGAUAUGUGCUUGUGGUGAAUGCUAAAUAGCUUUGUGAUCGUUAUUUAAUGAAAAACCACACAUGACAAAUUGUCAGGCAAGAUGCUUUGUUCUGUGCUGUAGAACACAUGAAACCGCCCUUAUGAAACCUGUCAGCCUGCUGGUGCUGUUUGUCUGUUUGGAAAUAGCUGUGUUGGUAACAGUUGGCUCCUGCUAGUCUAGGUUUAGUGGUUAAUGGCUAUUGAAUUCCUUCAGCAUCAGUAAUAGCAGCAGCAGACUGGGGCUGACACAGGAGACAGUGAUUUGAAAGUCAAAACUAGUGAUGCAGAAGCAUGGUGUGUGCACACGUGUGGGACAAGAGGCUUUCCCCAGCUUUUGCUGACAAGGGGCGCAAUUAGUUACAGUCAAACCCACAGGGUUUUGCCUUGUUCGUUAUCCCUGAGGACUGCUGUUUGUUCAGAUGCUUUUCCACUUGUCUGCUCUUUUAGAUAUGAAGAACUGUCUGUAAAUCAGGCUGAGAUGUUGAGCUGGCAUGAUUUCUGUAGUCAGAGACUUCAUCUGGAAAAUAGGUGGAAUUCUCCAGCUAUUAAAAUAGGCUGAGUAACCAUACAGGAUACACUGCCCUUUGGGAACCUCUGGUGUCACUAUGGUUCAGGUAUGGCUGGAGACACUGUCACAGAAGCCCUCUUCUGGCUGUGGGGCAGUGGAUGCUAUAGCCCUUUGUGCAAGGGGAGAAAUAGCUCUGUGGAGCAGAGAAUGCGAAGUAAAGAGAUGGUUCUACUUGCUCAGGAUUUUCUCAAUCCCAUCCUCUUUUAAAAGGUGCAUCUACGACUUAGAUUUUCAUUGCUCUGGACUUUAAUAAGGGAUGCUCAUCUGAAAUUCUGCUGCUUUCAAUAACAAAGCACCCCCACUAUCCUUAUAAAAAUUGCUCUUACUAACAAAGACCCUUUUGAGUUAAUUCAGUUAGAAAAAAGGUGCUUCAAGAGGACACUUUGUGAAUUCCUUGUGUAGUAUGGAAACUCUGAAAUGUUGAUCUAUAUAAGGGCUCACCAGAAAACCUACUGGAGCCAAAGGAAAUAAACCAAUUCUAGUGGUGAAAACCCUGUGAAAGAUGUUGUAUAAAAUGUCUAUUCCUUUGUUUUACACUUUAUUUGCUUCUCUGAACAAAUGUGGCUCUUGACACCACCCUUUUUCCUUGCAUCAAGUCUGUCCUCUUGUGGCCGUGGGUAAUAAUUGUUCUACUUAUUGUUCACAAGCAGCAAAGAGUCAUCACUUUGAAGGACAGUGGUCAUGAUGAGUGGUGGGGAAACCUUAGCUUGAUUUCCUACAAGUAGGUAGUGCAUUCUAAGCAAAGCAGCCUCAACUUGUCCAUGUCUUUGAAAUGUGAUGUCUACUCAAGCUAUUGUUGAAGGUACCAUAACGGUUACAGAUCUUGCAUCUGCCUCAGUUUAGGGUUUAUCUUGGCAAGGAAAACAGACAACAGGGUAAUCAUGCUGACCAUGAUGCAAGGCUCCCAAAGUAGCCCACUGCAUUGCUCCGAUUUCAUCUCCCUAAUCACCACCUUGCUGAAGUGACCCCAAGUCUCCUUUGCUCUACUGUACUAUAUCCAACGGAGAGAGAUUGCGGCUGUCAGCACCCAUGGAUGCCAUCGCACCCUUUCCCCUCAUGUGAAUGAGCUGUAACUUAACCCAGAAGUAAAAACUGUGCCAUGUGAGCUGGGAGUGUUUGUUUUAUUCCAAGUGGGAGCCGCAGAUCCAGGGGAAAAAAAACCCUCGCUUCUAAUGCUUGUCCCUCCAAACGCAGUCAAACGGGUAACUGGGCAGAGAGAACCUGGAUAGAGCAGACACUGGGACAGCAAUGAGUGUCAUUUAGGCUGUGACUGUUGUCAGUGAAAAAUGAGAGUGGUUUUAGGAGUGCAUCUAGGGUUAACAGCUCAGCUCUCCUGUCUGGGUAAACAGGAGCUGGCUGUGCUGUACUCGGAGAUUGUCUCUGUUUUCACAUUAAUAGCUAGCUAUUAGCACUCCCUGGCUGUGAUCUUGCAUUCGUUGAACCAGUUAUCCUUUUCCAGCAAGCUCAUACGAUAAUUUUAGCCCUGGUUAGUGCUACAAUUAAACUCAAGAAGCAAAUGCCACCUUUACAUUUGCACCUUUGCUUUUUCCACUGCUGCUUAUCUUGGGGUAAUGUUCCCGAGGGCGUCCAUGCUUGUGAGGGCACCAUGGUGCUGUCCUUGCUGAGCAUCUUCUGGAGCCCAGCCCUGGCCCACAGGUACUUGACAUGGCCAAAACCUGUGUCAGUCAUGGUUUUAGCUGUGCAUGGCUCCCUGGAGGAGAGGGAGUAUUAGAAGUGCUCUUAUGCUUUCAUGGGCAGUGAUCAAGGGUUCUGGUGUCACACAAAUGCAAACCUCGGAGCUUUUCAAAGCCUGAUUCCUCUAGUACCUGUCAUCAUGAAUCUGCUCCUCCCCAAUACUGCUCAUGCCUGAGGCAUUGUGGAGGUCUCAGACUGGAAACAAUACUGCUUGCAUGGAUCCAGCUCCUGCUUUAGCUAGAAAGAAGAGUAUCCAUGGUUCAUCUUCUGUGCCAGCUUGAGAUUCUUACUAUGAACAUAAACCUAACUAAACCCAUAAACUCAUUCUCAGGGCAUCCUGUAUGGGAAGUUUCCCUUCUUAUGGGACUAAUAGAAGAGAUUCGGAUGUCCAGAACUGGUGGGGGUUUGGUGUAAGUAAAUCUUCAGUGAGCAGAUGGAUGCAGCUCUCCAUCCAGGGAAACUUAUGGCCAUGUGGAGGAGGAGACUCAUUCUGAGCCAUCACUUGCGUGGUGGUGUGGAACAUCUCUGUGGGUCUGGGUUGCAUCGUUGGCAUGAGCUUUAGUAAAUGUAAUGGCCACAGUGUCCCCAGCAAUCAAACCUUUAUGAGGGGGAAGCAGAGGAGAGGGGGCUGCUGUUCUGACAUUUUAAUGGAGUAAGAAUAAAAUGGUUGGGGAGAAAAGGCCAUCGAAUGAGAGUACAGAGAAGCCAGCGCUUGUUGCUGUGCUGGUUUGGAGUGAAAAGUAGUUCAAGGCCAGGCUGGACAGAGCCUUGGGUGACACGGCCUAGUGUGAGGCAUCCCUGCCCAUGGCAGGGGGGUUGGAACUGAACGAUCUUAAGGUCCUUUCCAACCCAAACCAUUCUAUGACUCUACGUGCCACGGGUUUCAGCAGAAUAAGAUGUGCUGCAGAUCUGUCACAUCCAUUUUAUUCCCUAUGGCAGUUUACAAAAGGGAAAGAAACAUAAACCCCCCUGAGACUGGAGCAGCUGCAGUCACUCAGCUGUCAACAUGGGACAAGGCUCGCUCUGCUCCUCUUUCAUUUCCACUUCUCUCUGUUCUGCUGCACAUUAUUUGGCUGUUCUGUGGAUUUGCAGAUGAUGAGGUUUCUUUCCCAAACUGGCUUUGAUCUGCACAGACUCCCCCAGCUCUCAUCUGAAUUCGUUGAUGCUUUGAGUAAGCGUUUUAAUUCUACAUUUACUGGCUUGUUCCCCUUUGUAACGUUAUCUGACUGACAAGUUCGUCGUGCUCCACGUUACCUUUAGGUUUUAAGUCUAACACGUUCCCUCUUUCAAGCUACAAUUGUUCUUACAAAUGUUAUAAAGGCACCUUCAUUUCCUCAGGAGAAAACCUGCGUUACUCUCAGCUUUGGUUACUAGCAAAUCAAUAUUAAAGCAUGAACAAAGUACGUUUUAUACCAUCAACCGUAGUUUGACUUGUAGUUUAAAAACCUGCCUAAGCACUAAAAGCAGCAUCUAGUUUGAAACCUCCAUGCCAGGGAAGUCACAGCAUCAAAGGGCUUUUCCUGGGUUGGAGUUUUCCCCACAAAGUUCUGCUGCCUUUUCCCCAACAAUUGUGAAUUUAGCACAAUGUACAGAAUUGUAGCCAGAACCCUCAUUCCUGAACACAUGGCCAGAAGGAAGAGGAGAGGAUGUUGUUUCUUGCUGAUCAAGCACAACUAUGUCAGUGGAGAAAAUGCACUACAGCUGGUCAGACCAUUGAUCUCUGGGGUCAUUGGUGCUGGGGUCAUGCUGGUUUUGGGAAGGGGUUAGGUGUUAGCAAAUGGCCAAACUGUGAAUCAUUGACUGUCAGAAGAAUUUGGCUUGUCUGUCUUUUUAAGUUCUUGUGGUACAGUGGGGUUGAGAAAGGAAUGUAUUUGGGAUGACCGGGAUGAUGAAUGUAUGAUGCUUCAUGUUUAUUUGUAAUGUCCUUUUUAUACUUAGAAAUUGCUUACAUAUGUAUCUGUAUGUAAAUAAAUGUUUAAUCCUUUCCA
Messenger RNA from Strigops habroptila (Kakapo), 9433 nucleotides. RefSeq names its product RAB30, member RAS oncogene family (gene RAB30). The record is from RefSeq and is a predicted model, not a curated record. Gene Ontology annotation, cellular component: trans-Golgi network. Lineage: Eukaryota; Metazoa; Chordata; Aves; Psittaciformes; Psittacidae. Gene Ontology annotation, molecular function: GTP binding; GTPase activity. The coding region runs from base 626 to 1237 and encodes 203 amino acids. Gene Ontology annotation, biological process: Rab protein signal transduction. The transcript has 5 exons.